AUGCCUGCCCCGGCCGCAAUCCAAGCGGCAACGCUUGACAAGUUCAUCGAAGCCUGGAAGCAGUGGAGUCCGGGCACCUUCUUCACCUCCUGGACCGACAACUGCACCAUGAGGACAUUGCCCUUCAGCGCGGGGAUGCCGCUUCGCUCGCGGCCAGAGACGGAGGAAUUCCUCCCGCUCCUCAUGGGCCUUAUGUCCAACUUCGAGCUCACAGUACACAACGUCGUCCACGACGCGGCCCAGGGCAAGGCUGCCAUCUAUGCCCUCUCCAAGGCCGACACGCCGGUCGGGCCCUACAGCAAUGAGCAUGCUCUCUUUGUCUGGUUUGACGAAAGCGGCGAGAAGGUAACCAAGAUCGAGGAGAUGUUUGACUCGGUUGUUAUCAAGGACUUCUUUCCCAAGGUGCAGGCCUACAUAGCGCAGCAAAAAUCGCAGGGGCCGGCAGCUUAA
Molecule: messenger RNA, 450 nt
Organism: Thermothelomyces thermophilus ATCC 42464
Lineage: Eukaryota; Fungi; Ascomycota; Sordariomycetes; Sordariales; Chaetomiaceae
Exons: 2
Coding region: 1-450 (149 amino acids)
Source: RefSeq, a predicted model, not a curated record